AUGGACACAGAACAUCUCACUCCAGCAGCAUGGCUGUUUAACCUGCUGACGCCAGGUAUCUUGAUGGUGGUGCUGACGCCAAGUCUCCAGCCAAUUCUCGACGAACACUGUCGCGGCAAAGUACUAGAUAUCGGCCCAGGGUCAGGUUUCCAGCUCAAACGUUUCAAGACAGCUUUCGAAGCAGGAAAGAUCGAUGAAAUCUAUGCCGUGGAGCCAGGGACUGAAAUGCAUGAUCAGCUGAAAGGUGAAGCUAUCAAGGUGUUUGGCGGGAAAGCUCCGAGGAUGUACCAGAUAUUGUCUUGUGGUGCUCAACCCGACGCAUUGAUUCCGUACAUGGAUAAACAUGGCCUGCUCCAGAAUGACGAGGCCGAAGGACUUUUCGACACGAUUGUCUGCAUUCGAGCACUCUGUGGCAUUCCAGAUCCACGGGAGACUGCAAAUCUCUUCUAUCGCUUGUUGAAGCCUGGUGGUAAGAUUAUCUUCUUCGAGCAUGUCGGAAAUAGUGGCGAUCGAAGAAGGUCGGGUAGCCGGAUUGCGUAUCUGUUGCAGAAGGUGUACAUGAUGCUUGGGUAUCAGUUCUUGGCGAGUGGUUGUGAUCUGACAAGGGAUACGGCUGGGGAUCUGAGAACUGCUGCGGCUGCUGAUCAUGGGUGGGAUAAGGUGCGUGUCGUGGAUCGCAAUCCGGAGGGGUGUAUCCCCGAGGUCUGGGGGUAUAUGCAGAAGAAAAGUAAGAGGCUUGCGUGA
This is a messenger RNA of Lithohypha guttulata, 744 nucleotides long. RefSeq lists its product as uncharacterized. The transcript is spliced from 2 exons. Bases 1 to 744 code for a protein of 247 amino acids. The record is from RefSeq and is a predicted model, not a curated record. Lineage: Eukaryota; Fungi; Ascomycota; Eurotiomycetes; Chaetothyriales; Trichomeriaceae.